AUGGAGGAGCAAUUCUCGGAGAAUGCACGAGGUUAACUUAACGUCGUUUGCGAUUUAAUUGGCUAUUCAGCUUUUGGAUCAUUGAAUUUUUUAACGACAGUUUUCGAAGAACGUAGCGAAGAUAUUUCCAACUUGAGACAAGAAGUUUGUUUUCGCCGCUUUUCUCGCCAAUUUUUUUUUUUGAGGUUUUUGUUCGUGAGCAAAAUGUCCCGGUUCAGUUAGAAUUCAAUGAUGAAGAAGAGCGAGCUUCUCUAUAUUUUGUCUGUUAUCACGGUAUUGCACUCACGUUUAUCAGAGCUACAUUUGAUGCUCAGGGUCGAAAAUAGUGGGCUGCAUUCGAUUAAGAGAAAUAAAUCAAGUCCUCGUGAAGCUUGAGCGCGUAGCUGUACUUCAGGUGAGAUUCGAUGAAAGAUUAAUUUAUUAAUCGUUUUUAAAAACUUGUUUUUCCUAAUCUUUUUUCCCUCGUUUUUCCUAAUUUUUCUUCGCAAUCAGAAAGCUUUUCUAUCAUCUAUAAUAAAAAAAUAUUAGAUUUUUCACUUCUUGGAAUUUCAAAUUAAUCUGACUAGGGUAUGGUCUCCCCUGAACAUCGAGUUGAGAAUUGAGACUAUGUGGGUUUGAUAGCCCUAGGUAAGAGUUCUCGGAUUCAAAAAUAAAAUUCUGCUAAACCCCUCAGGCAACCGAGGAAAAGCUCGUCGAAAUUUUUCCAACGCGUAUAUCCCCGCGCUCGGAGUCUUCGGCUAGCAACUGGCGGCGUGGUGUAGUGGUAGUGGUUUCUCGAUUAUUUUGAAAUUUGAAAACUUGUCAAUAUUGUGACCAGGGUUCGAAUCCUUUUAGCGGAUAUCAUUUUCGCCGACUCAUAACUUCAUCAUUUUCAUAUUUUUGAGAAACUUUUCAUAUCAUUACACUUAAAUUUUAUGAAAAUGACAAUAAAAAAGUAUAAUGAUUGCAAAAACUCAUUCUUAAAAAAAAAUUUUUUUUUGAGUGUACAAGGUUAAGGACAACCACCUGAACAAAAAGAUUCCGUAAUAUUUUUAAAUGUGCAGAAAAAAGCGAUUGACCUCCUGAAUUUUUGAAUUUUGUAUUUUGAAUUUUUUUCGAUUAGAUUGUUUCUAUCAGCAAUUGUACAGAAAAAAAGAAGUAGAAAAAAAUAGUUUUUUUGCAGUUAUUUUUCUGUUGUUUAUAUUUUUCAUUUUCAUAAAUUUUUUUAGUUUAAUUAUUUGAAAAAUUUUUCUUAAAAAUUAUGAAAAUGAUGAAGUUAUGAGUCGGCAAAAAUGAUAUCCGCCAAAAGGAUUCGAACCCUGGUCACAAUAACGACAUGCUUCGAGAGACCACUUCGAGAGACCACCACUAUACCACGCCGCCAGUUGCUAGCCUAAGGCUCCGAGCGCAGGUAUAUACGCGCUGGAAAAAUUUCGACGAGCUUUUCCUCGGUUGCCUGAGGGGUUUAGCAGAAUUUUAUUUUUGAUUCCGGGAGCUCUUACUCAGGCCUAUCAAACCCACAUGGUCUCAAUUCUCAACUCGAUGUUCAGGGGAGACCAUACCCUAGUGAGAAAUUCAGUAAACUGUGUCUUACCAGAAAGGUAAUUUCACUUUUUCGGGCAAAACCUCCGAAACUUGUCAGAAACUAUGCUUAUCCUAUAAUAUUCAACCUACACAGCUUUCUAUGCCUGUUUUUCUCGAUAAUUUUCGGUCGUGUGGAACUUCGAGGCAUUCGCUCAAAAAAAAACUUUUUUUGGACGAGCUUUUCAGAAUCUUUUUUAACAUUAAGACUACUUUCAAAGCGUUCUCGAGUUCCGGAAAUAAGAAUCUUUUUUCUUUUGUUGUCACAACAUCCAUUGCUUUGUUUAAAAUUCAUUAUAUAAAUUUCUUUAGUCGCGUAUUUAAGAAUAGAGAUGGUAGGAAGGAAUUUUGGGUUCCCGAAUAUUCGUGAGCGUUAAUUGUGCAUACACCAAUCUUGGAGGCUCGAAUCUUUGAAAAUUUGAAUCUUUGCAAACGAUUCUUGGGAAUAUUCACCUCUUUUCUGAUUUUUUAUAAUUUUUCCAAUGUUUUUGUUAACAGAAGUUGAUGGAGAAUAUAUACAGAGUGCUUGAAAAUGUGGUAGCCGUUCUGCAGCGAAUAUUUGACUACGUGUAUGCGAGAAAGACGCAUUAUUUGAUAAAAAGUUGUUUGAAAUAAAUUAUACAGUGUUCAUUUGUGGUCGAAACACGGCAUCUUCACAAUAAAACGACAAAGGAAAAAAAUGUAAGAAAAAAAAAGCAGGAAAUUCAAAAAAGAGGGGAAUAUUCCCAAGAAUCGUUUGCAAAGAUUCAAAUUUUCAAAGAUUCGAGCCUCCAAGAUUGGUGUAUGCACAAUUAACGCUCACGAAUAUUCGGGAACCCAAAAUUCCUUCCUACCAUCAGAAUAGAUUUUAUGAGUUUGCCUGAAAUUCUUGCCUUUCAGGAAUAUAGAAGGAGAGGGAUCGCUCGCCAACUCAUAAUAAAUGGGCUCAAGUUCUUCCUAGAGGACCGGCGCAAUUCUUUGCUCUACGCUUUUGCACAAUCUUCAGCUAUCCAACUUUACCUGAAGCUAGGGUUUGUAGUCCUUUUGACUAGGCGUUCAGUCAUUUUCAUGUCUUCAGGUUCUCAGUUGUUUCGGAAAAGUUCGAAGAAGAAGGCACGGACAUAGAUCAUUUUACUAUAGUUUUUCCAUUAGAAAGAAGACUUCGAAAUUUUUUGAUAAAGUACUCGUUUUUUUUUUACUUUUCUGCGGUGAGGAAGGUUGAUGUCGUUUUCAGCGGUCGACAUGAGUUCAAAGAUUAUGAGAAUAAGCCUCAUUUCGAGAUUCAUGAUGAGGUCGUUGUCCAAAGGUUGCAUAAACUUUUGAAGCAACAAGAAGUUCCGAAGAAUCGAAGAUGUUAUGAUAUGCCUUCCUUUUCAGUCGCUGGAGCUGUUCAACUUCUGUUCUCUCCCUCUUCUUCUUGACAGCGAUAUCAUAUCGGGAACUAUUUGUUCGCGCUUCGCCAACUACUGUUACCUAGCUAGUACUUUCAUGCAUGAACAUCGAGAAAAUAUUCUGGGUUCGAAGAAGUCGAGUUUUGAGCUAUUUCUUUUUUUCAGACAAAACUCUGCUGCAGAAAAUAGGUUCAGAGGAAGAAUUUCUAUUCGGUUUAGCCAAUGACAAAUUGAACACAGGUUGAAAUGUUUCAAUUCGUUUUCGAUGUGUUUUCAGGUCAUUUCAUGAACGUAGAAGAAAACUGGAGAGUGUUGUUUGGAAUGAUUUCCUUUGUUAGCGCAUUUCUGCUCUGGAAAAUCGAUUCUCUGGAGGUUUGAUAGAUUCAUGGGACUGUUUUUAAUGACUUGCAGAAGUCGUUGGAAACAGCUGAUAGGGGACUUUGCAUGGGUCGCGUGAAUGAAGAAUUCGUCCCGCUGCGAUCACUUGCUGAGAAAAUUCACGAUAUACUUGUUACCGACCAAAAUUUCUCCAUUCAUCCCGAAUAUAUCGAAAAAGUCGGUUUUUUGAUAUCGCUACGAACACGAGACCUGAAUAUCCAGAGAGAGUGCGUUCCGCGCGAAAUAGUCGCGUUUUAAAAGAACAGAAAAGAAAAAGCUACCGUAAAUACAACAUUUUUGGUAUAGGGCAGAGGUGGAGGAUGGCUGCCCUCUGGCCGCCCUGCCUGCCAAGCCAUAAACGCCCAAAAGGCAGAAAUGACUUUUUCAAAAGUCAGCGUGGCGCGACGGUCAUUUGUAUGGCGAUAUCGCCCUAGCAUCUAAAAGCGCUUGUUUUGAGCGAUGUAUGAAACUUUUUUACUAAAACACAAAAACCCGAAAAAAUGGUGGUAGGAAAAACAGAUCAGCGAAAACUCGAACAACGAUUUUUCUGACUUUUUCAUAUCGCUAGGGAGCUUUCCGACUAAUCCUUUUCAACUUUUUUGCUAAAUAAACUUUUCGUUUUGAAUCCUCCCAUAUAAAGUAGGUAUUCAUGAUUAAAACACAAAACAGUAGUCAAAAAAAUGUUUUAUGACUACUUUCCCCCCUUUUUUCUCUUUUCCUUUUUUCUUCCCCCUUCAUUUCUCAGUUUUCCCUUUUCAAUUUUUCAAACUUUAUUAAUUUAAAACUGCGCCUAGGUAUAAUAGCUAAAAACCUUUUAUACUUUUUUGAUUUAAAGCAAGAGGGUAAAAUGCUGACGAUGGGUCACCCUCUAAGCCGUCCAUUUUUGGGACGCGAAACGGCUGCGCGAUAUAAAAUAUUCUCAUCUUUAAACCCUUUCUCCUCUAAGAAAUUUCAGAAAUCCUAAAACCUUUUCAUAGUAAUGUCCUCCUCAUAUGUAUUUUCUCACCCUUCAUAUUGAUUAAACACACUGAAUUAGGUACCGAAAAAUAAAAGGGAAAAAAGUCGGGAAGGUGGCCGUCGGAAAGUUCCCUAGCGAUUUGAACAUCUCAAAAUUUUUUUGUCGAAAUAGUUCUCUAGUGAGAUUGAAAAGGUAGCCUUUUGACCCGUUUCAGUGACAAUUCCCUGCUGAAAUAACUGUUACAGUAGAUUAAAAACGUUAACACGAAGUUGCGAAAAAAAAAACAAUUCAAAAUUUACAAAAUUGAUAAUGAUUAGUUCAGGGCGUUAUCGCCACGUACUUGACCUAGUUGCCAAAGACCACGUAAAUUAAUGGCUCAUUUCUAUCGUUUGGCUUUUUGGCUUGGCUUGGCCGCCAAGCCAAGGACUGCCUUCCCAAUCCUCCACCUCUGGUAUAGGGUGUUUUUGGCGGAAAGAAAAACGUGACAAAUCGAAUAGGCUUUACUUGAUCACAAAAUGAUCUGUGCGUUCUUUUCGAAAAAUUUUGUCCGGCUUUCAGAUAGACUCCAAUUUUUCGUCACAAAACGCUAAUUUCAUUUCACUAGGGCUCAAGAAUUUUGAUAAUAAUAUUCAACGGCGAAGCGUCCCGAAUAAUUGAUUUUAUCAUUUCUCUAGCCCUUUGAGGUAAAAAAAAAAAAGAAUCUUGAACGGACUACAUAGAUUAAUACAUACUAUAUAAAUUUGAUUCAAGAACGAGGUCAACUUCGAUCUACGCCCGCUGGUUAAAUCUAGGGGGAUAAAAGAAAUAUCAUCCGACGAAGAUUUACUCGAAGCCCCGAUUAAAGCCUUGAUUGCUAAUGAGCCUCUAAUCAUUCGGAAACUGGCUGUUAAUUUCCCCGCAUUUUAUAAAUGGAGGUGCGUUCCAAACAUUGAAAUGCGUCUCACCGAAAAAGGGAAUUCAAGCUUCGAUUAUCUCUGCACGAAGCUUUACAACCGAACCAUUCCUGUGGAAAUUGGGAGCAAAUACUCGGACGAGGAUUGGUCUCAGAGGAUGAUGAAGUUUUCAGAGUUUAUAUCUACUGCACCGGUUGGUUUGCAGGGGCAGUUAUGUUAUCGACCUUUUUUUCUCAGGAGAAGAAAUAUUAUCUUGCACAACACCGGCUUCUCGACCAGGUACCUUCGCUUAGAAAAGACAUCCCGACUCCUGACAUCAGCCUCGCGAACGACGAUUCAUGCGUUUGUGUUUUUCGAAUGGUUGCUUGAAACCUUUUCUGUUUCAGGCCGUGGAUGUGAAUCUGUGGAUCGGACCGAGCGGAACUGUGUCUCCUCUGCACACGGACCCCAGACACAACAUGUUCGUUCAGGUAGGAAGCCUGAUUCGAAGUCCCGGAAAAGGAAUCUACGUGUUUUCAAUCUUCAGAGUUGGCCAUAUGGCUUCAGGCGAUUCAGAGAAAAGGAAUUAGAUUAAAAGCAGACCUAUUUUCUAGAUUCGAGGCUCCAAGACGCUGAGAUUGGUCGCACCAAAGGACUCUGAGGGAGUCUACCCUAUUGAAGGAAUGUUGUCGAACACGAGUCAGGUACUUCCGGAGGCUUCGCCUUAUUAUUCAGCCAUGAACCAGUAGAAACUUUUGCUAGUAUAUAUCUUUAGAAUUUGAAGUCGUUAAGGAAUAAAAUCUUUAAAAAAUGUCUUUAAAUGCUUAGGUAGAUGCUGAAAAUCCCUCUUUGGAGCAGCAUCCGAAAUUCGGCGAUGUGGAGGUGUUUGAUGGAAUCGUGGAAGAAGGUGACGGGAUCCUCCUUCCGAAAGGCUGGUGGCACUACCUAAGAUCAAUAUCCCCCUCCAUUUCUGUUUCUUUCUGGUUCGACUGA
This is a messenger RNA of Caenorhabditis auriculariae, 6131 nucleotides long. The record is from the annotation of a GenBank genome assembly. NCBI's taxonomy places the organism in Eukaryota, Metazoa, Nematoda, Chromadorea, Rhabditida, Rhabditidae.